Molecule: messenger RNA, 997 nt
Organism: Tarenaya hassleriana
Lineage: Eukaryota; Viridiplantae; Streptophyta; Magnoliopsida; Brassicales; Cleomaceae
Product: protein LURP-one-related 8-like
Exons: 3
Coding region: 309-881 (190 amino acids)
Source: RefSeq, a predicted model, not a curated record
UGGUGGUGGGGCAGUGUGUUAGAAUUUCGCCCAUGCCAUGAUAGGAUAGGUCCCCUUGGGCUUUCCGUGUUAACGCAAAGCUGUACAAGGGCAUGUGAGGGUGUAUCUAUAGGUAUAUGUAUAUACAAAACAUACGUAUAUGGGUGCUGUUGGUAUAAAAAGGUCACCUAAUGUCCAAACAAUUCAGUAGGUUUUGUAACACAAAAGGAUCGACGAUCUCUUCUCUUCUCUUAUAGUCUCGAAACGAAAGAAAGAAACCCAUACACAAUCUGGUUCCAAAGGCAAAAAGAAGGUUAAGAGAGGGAGGGAUGACAAAGGUGUACCCAAAGGGCGAGGCUGUCGAGAAGGCAUCAACAUCAGCAACAACAGAGUUAACGGUGUGGAAGAAGUCACUCCUCUUCAACUGCAAUGGCUUCACGGUGUUCGAUCCCAAAGGCGACCUCAUUUUCCGGGUGGAUAACUACAUGGAGGGUCACCGUGGUCAAACCCUUCUCAUGGAUGCCGCCGGCAAGCCCCUCCUCACCAUCCGCCGCAAGAGAAAACUGAGCCUGGGAGAUUGCUGGGUUGUGUGCGAUGGGGAGACAACUUCGAACCCGCUGUUUUCAAUGAGGAAAAACGUCAGCGUACUAAACUCGAAGAGCUUGGCGUACGCGAGCAAAAAGGGCAGAGCGGUUCUGUACGAGGUAGAAGGAUCGUACGGGAAGAGAUGCUGCACGGUCUACGAUGGCAAGAGGAGGAAGAUGGCGGAGGUGAGAAGCAAGGAGGCAGCCGGAGGAGUGAACCUCGGCUACGAUGUCUUCCGUCUCAUCGUCCACCCUGGCCUUGACACAGCCACCGCUAUGUCCCUUGUUAUUCUGCUCGACCAGAUGUUCCGAUCUUAGACACUACAGACCACGCAUUCAGGCUUUAGACCAAGUGGAUGUCUCUGUAAAACAAACACAGCUCUGGAAAUAACAUCCACACCCAGACAAACUUGCAUUAUACCUUCUUUUAGUUA